UCUUCAAUAGGGUUCGAAACGUAGAGUUCACGUUGCUGCAACAGUCCUGUGAUAUUCCACAUCAACUCCUUGCUGCCUAGUUUUGAGUUGCCGUUAGCUGUCAUCGCAUUAUUUUGAAUCGGCAUAUCUUAGAACUACAUGGAAUAAGUAAUUUACAAGUAGUAUCUUCUGUUAGGCAAAAAUUUUGUUCAAGACUGUCAACAGGAGUACUUCUUGGCACGAGGAGAUUCAAAUUAGACAUCGUCGCACAGGUCACGUGUGCCUGCGCCUCUUACCGCGUGCAACAGUUAUUGUUCGCGUGCCGGUACAUUCCUAAAGAACGAACCACUGGUGGCCACUGUUCCUAGUUGUGGAAGAAGAAGAAGAAGAACGAACUAGUCCGCGUUCCCGUGCAGUGUAACUCCGACAGCCCAGCUGUGUUGCUGCUGUCUUCUUCUCGGCCACAAUGUCCAGCCCUGACCACAAGAGUGAAGGCAGGAUGACAGGAAAAGACAAAGCACGUGAGGAUGAUUGGUGGAGAAACGGAAGACGUCGGCCAAGAUGUUGGUCAGCAUGUUCCCAAAGGUUCCCAAGACUGCUACAGUGCUGCUAGAGUUCUUCAUAAAGCGCGAGAGCAACACCUCCUUGCAGCGCGAUCCCCUGGCUCACUUCUGCCAGGAGGAAGUAGUGCUUCACGCCCAGGAGUGCCUGCUCAGGCUCAACAAGCAGGUCAUCGAUUAUCAGGAUGUACGAGACAUGAUCGAGAACCUUCAUGCCCUGCACAUGAUGUGUACGAAAAAGAACCCGGAUAACGCGAAAGCCCUGGGCCACAUUAUCCGAAAGCUGAUUAUCAUCAUCGGUGAACUGGCCGCGACCCUGGAGAAGAUUGCUGAAGUACCUAUCACAGACUGGCUAGGGAUCGGUGAUGCUAUAGUGAACAAACUGGAAAGGAUAUCAUUUCCCGAACAGCCCCCGUUUUCAUCGUUUAUUCCGAAGAUGGGAGACUUCGAGAGCCUCAAGUUGUUGGGAGCUGGUGGCUUCGGUGCGGUGUACUUGGCGAGGUUCAAGCCUGGUAAUUUCAACUCUACCGUGAAACUGGUGGCUACGGAUCGAUUCAGCAAGUUUAAGCAGGCUGCCAUGGACAAGGUGGUGGCGUCUGUUAUCAGGAACCCAUUUCUGGUCAAGUACUACUGCUGUUUUUGCGUGAAGGAGGCCUAUGUUACCAUCAUGGAAUACAUUCCUGGCGUGGACCUUAUGCGUGUGGUAACCAAGGACCAGUUCCUGGAAAUCGACGCCGUCCAGAUAAUAAUGGCCCAGCUCAUCCUGGCCCUGGAGCAUUUGCACCUGCGAGGAUUUCUGCAUCGGGAUAUCAAGGUUUCAAACAUGCUCAUUAUGCCUGGCGGACGUGUGAAGGUCAUCGACUUCGACACCACUAAGAUAUGCAACGCGCACUUUUCAAAGAGGCCAUUGCGGGGCUACUUCAGACGAACCCCAUUCGAGUUCAACGACGGUGAAUCUGCAGGAACGAUCCCCUACAUGGCUCCGGAAAUACUCAAGCGAAGACCUUACGGGCGUGCUGUAGACUGGUGGUCUUCCGGGAUCGUGAUGUAUAAAAUGAUGACCGGCCGCGUCCCAUUCCGAGGGAAGACUAAGCAAACCCUUCGUGACAAGAUCGUUUCUUCUCCGCUCAAGUGGCCGCGUCGCGACGAGCACCCGCACUCGGCUACCACACCUGCCAAGGAUAUGGCCUACAGGAUGCUGAAGAAGAAUCCUGUUCAGCGCCUGGGAUCCAAGAACUACGACGACCUCAAGACGCAUCAGUUCUUCGACGGCUUCGACUGGAAUCAGUUGUACCAGAAGAAGGAAUUGUGUGACAUUCCGUCCAUCCAGGAACUGAUCAAGGAAGACGCUGAUCGCGAUCUGUCAAUAAAUCCCGACUCUGAUGACAGACGUGAGCAUCAGCAGAUCGAAGAAAUGACCGACAUCAGUGGCGAGAGUCAGAAGCCGCUGCUUUGCUUUGUUUCUCCAUCUUUCAAGAAACUCAUGACCAUGGUGAAGGUGAGCGGGACUCAAGUCAAUGCCACAAAGAUAUUCAUGGAGAUGAGCGGUGAAAAAUCCUCCGGAGUCGACUACAAUUUUCACAAACCAGGUCACUCCGUCAAGGCUAGUGGUGUGGACGACAGGGUCAGCCGAAGGUCACUAGCCGAAAAGAUUGAUAUCAUCAUCUACCGGAAGAAGAAACUAUUCAGGUACUGGGGCUAUGGCUUCACUCUGCGCGUCAUAACGGGAGAAGACAGCACCGACUUCAUCUACGUCGAGACGGUGACGCGAAACGGUCCCGCGGACAGAGCGCAGCUGCUUCCUCUGGACGUGAUCAUGUUUGUGAACGGUACCUCAGUGGCAGAGUUGUCUUUGGAGAAAGUGCGCGACAUGAUCCACAACACCACGGACCAGAUGGUAGUUUCUGUGAUGGCAUCGAGCGUGUACCGCAUGUUGACCACUAGACAGGACAUGCUAUCCAUCCUACGCACAGUGCCCAGGGACAGCGUCGUUCUGCAGGGCGGGGGUAGUUACACCUGCGGAGGGAGCAACCCGUACGGUCUGGGGAUCAUCGACGCCAGCACCUGGGACGAGCGAGACAAGAAGACUGUCAAAGUCUACGUCCUUUCGCGCGUGGACACAGCGCCCACUAACAACAAGCUGUUGUUUCCGGGGGAUGUCGUGACGCAGGUGGACGGAAUACGGCUCGACAGUGGCACCAUCCAAAACAUCCUUCAGGUCAUCUAUCUUGGCGAGAAGGACCUCACUCUCAAUAUCAUUCCAAUAUCCCCAUUCCGACAGAACCCCAUCCUCCUUAACAAGCUGCGGGAGACAGCAAUGUCUGACGCUCUACUCCCCAGCAAGUCUACUCCCGCUCAAAUUGAAAAGGAGUUUGAAGAAACGAGCCAAGAACAGUAUACAUAAACAAUGAACACGUAAUUAUGAACACUUGA
Ornithodoros turicata is the source of this 2972-nucleotide messenger RNA. Its product is annotated as microtubule-associated serine/threonine-protein kinase 2-like. The record is from RefSeq and is a predicted model, not a curated record. The transcript has 14 exons. NCBI's taxonomy places the organism in Eukaryota, Metazoa, Arthropoda, Arachnida, Ixodida, Argasidae. Gene Ontology annotation, molecular function: protein serine/threonine kinase activity; ATP binding; magnesium ion binding. Gene Ontology annotation, biological process: peptidyl-serine phosphorylation. The coding region runs from base 541 to 2943 and encodes 800 amino acids.